Musca vetustissima is the source of this 2013-nucleotide messenger RNA. RefSeq names its product little elongation complex subunit 2 (gene Ice2). The coding region runs from base 1 to 2013 and encodes 670 amino acids. Gene Ontology annotation, biological process: positive regulation of transcription by RNA polymerase III; snRNA transcription by RNA polymerase III; snRNA transcription by RNA polymerase II. The transcript has a single exon. The record is from RefSeq and is a predicted model, not a curated record. Gene Ontology annotation, cellular component: transcription elongation factor complex. Lineage: Eukaryota; Metazoa; Arthropoda; Insecta; Diptera; Muscidae.
AUGGAGUACAAUCACCCCGGUCCACGAGUCCAUUCCACAUUUCGCAAUCAACCCAGCUACACCUACUUCAACAAAUCAAUUGCCGACCCCAAAGAUAAUGUCUAUCUGUUGCUAAAUGAAAUCGAUGCCCAUUUUAUGGAACCCCAACAAUUGGCGGAUAAACGGGGCUUUGAAAAUGUGACAAUAAUUGAUCCUCGCAAUCAGAAACUGGUAACGGAUAUCCUUUAUGAUUACACCACCAAAUAUAGUACCAAAGUAUUUUAUUCUCCUAGACCAUCCAGUUUGAACUUUGCCCAGCAUAGUAUUGGAAUGCGGGUUGUAAAGGCACGCCAAGAAGGAACAGAGUUGGCAGAGGAUGAUUACUUGAUAUGGCAUAAAAUGGAAAGUAAAUUUUUGAAAGAGACUCAGGAAUUUCAGAAAUAUGUCUAUGAAUAUCAUCAGACAAAUAAGGAGGUGAUAUAUGCUCCGGCAAGAAUGCUCAUGGAUUUGUAUAAGCUGUGGUAUGGGAGGAAAGCGGAGAAGUUGUUAAAACGAUACUCAGAUUUGUCAUAUAACACACAUUUAGGUUUGCCUCAUGUCAGGGUGUGUAAGGAAGCCCUCAAAGAACAAUGGGCGGAAAUUGUUGAGGUUCAAGUGAAGACGGAAAUGAAUUUGUCAAUGAAACCCGACCAAAUGGAUUUAAAACAAGUUAAAAGAAAUUUGGAAAUAUUUUUCCAAAACUAUGUGGAUUCGGAGAGCAGGAAAGAGGAGAUGGAAGAUUCAACAAAAAAUGAAUUUGUUAAAAGUUUGGGAUCAACUGAGGGGUUCCCCUUGUUUUACAUACCCUUGGAUUCUUUAUUAUUUCUACUGACGGCUGGUGACUAUGUGGAUUUGCCCAUGGAGAUGCUAUUGGACAUAAAGGAAAAGGAAGGAGAUUCUGAAGAAAAAUAUAUAAUUAUGGAUUUGCCAUUGCCGGCAAGGCAAAUGGGAUGGCAUACAUGGCAACUGGUGGUAGAGUCAGGAGCCACUGCAUAUCUUUGUCGAUCUUCGGAGCAACAACAAAAAUUAAAGGAUCAAGAAGAAGACAAUGCAAUGUUAACUGAUUCCCAGGAGAGUAUUCCCUAUGUACUCAAAACAAUUGAGGAUUAUAUGGAAUCUCUAGCCAAUAGAGAUGGAGAACAUUGUAAAUUUUCCCAAUCCUGUACCAAAUGGCAGCUAAAGGCCAAAGAUAAAGAUUUGAUACAACACAUCCAUACAAUUAUACCAACAAAUCUUGCCAUAGAUUCCAUUAAAUUGGAAUAUAAACCCAAAUUCGGCUGUGAGCUACAAACCAAAUAUGAGUUACUAAGGGCAUGGUUGAAACUAAAAUUGCUGAAUAAUAAAUCCAGCACCUGUCACCGCUUGGAUGUGAAUAAUUUUCAAACAUUGCUGGCGGAACGCCAAACUUUGGAAAAAUUACAAUUUCAAUUAUCCACCACCUAUCACAUACAAAUACCUCAAUUACUCAGCAAUCUCUAUGAGUUCCUAAAUCUCCUCACGCAAAUGCCUUGUGGUCAUUAUAUGUUGCGCUAUAAUCCCAAAUUUCGUGAUAAAUUUAUGCUUUGCAAACCCUCGGAGGAGAUUACACAAAAUACCACCAACAUACAUCAAUUGUUGAAAACCGAACCCUCCGAAUUAUUGUUUAUGUCACAACAAAGUUAUCUGCCCAUUGCCGAUAAUCUUUGUAGUCUAAUGCAUGUUCAACACAAACUGAUACCAUGCACCUUUCGACCUUUGGGCAUGAAGCAUCGUGAUGAGAAGUUAACUAAAAAGCUAACAAAAUCUCCCAUCAAUGAUCGCAAGCUUAUAUUGGAAAAAAUUGAAAUGAAGAAAAAGUCGGCGCGAGAUCAUUUAAAUGCUAUGCGUAAAACACGAAAGAAGAAGGCCCAGAGAGCUAAUAAAAGAAAACGUGCCCAGCAGCAGCAACAACAAAAUGGUGACGAGAAUGGAUUUCAAAAAGAAAUGGAGUUGGAUCAGCAGAUUGUGGGCCAUUAA